GGCUUAUUUAAUGGGGAAUGAUGAACCAGUGGGAUUUAGAGCAGGUGCACCGUUCAAGCUCAGAGAUUAAUUUCACACUGUAGUGUGUAACACUCAAGAAUUAUGAAGAUGCUGCUUGUGACUCUGGCUCUUGCCCUUCUGCUGACCAGUGGUUCUGCGCUUCAAUGUCACAGGUGUUUACCAGGGGUACCAUGUACUAUUGAAACCUGCAAGAGUGGUCAAGACACCUGUAUCGCCACAAGGCUGGUUACCGGACAUGGUUCAUUUGUUGGAAAGAGAUGCUUGACUCAGGCUCAGUGUUCCGAUUACCAGAAAUCUUCUAAAUUUCCAGCCAAGUGCUGUGGGACGGAUCUUUGCAAUAAUGUAGUUCCAUGAAAAUGGUCAUUUCUUGAAAAUAUUUUAGGAAAGAUCAUUUGCUCAUGAUUUACAGUAAUGCAGUUUUCCUAUCAAUCUUGUAUUCAGCAACAAUAUCUACAUGGGAUUAGUCAAAAUGUGCACUGUAUAACUCUGUAAGUGUUGUGCAGUAGAAAUAAAAUCAUUUCAGCAAACAAACAACAACAACUCUGUGCAAUUAUGAGU
This is a messenger RNA of Pangasianodon hypophthalmus (striped catfish), 579 nucleotides long. RefSeq names its product weak toxin DE-1-like. The transcript is spliced from 4 exons. The record is from RefSeq and is a predicted model, not a curated record. Bases 103 to 375 code for a protein of 90 amino acids. Lineage: Eukaryota; Metazoa; Chordata; Actinopteri; Siluriformes; Pangasiidae.